Molecule: messenger RNA, 943 nt
Organism: Rhodofomes roseus
Lineage: Eukaryota; Fungi; Basidiomycota; Agaricomycetes; Polyporales; Fomitopsidaceae
Exons: 6
Coding region: 357-926 (189 amino acids)
Source: RefSeq, a predicted model, not a curated record
UACCACCGCGUGCUACAUGCGGUGGUACUUACCUAGUAAGUACGAUCGUGGAUCAAACUUACACUGUUCAGUGUCACUGCUGUUACAGUGGCAUACACGCGUCGCGACGCGACUCGGUCACGAGAUCGGAUCGUCGUCGAAUCUGUGGCGCCGCAGCUUGCCCGUCUCCAGCAAGCGAAUAUGUACGCGAUGCCGCGGCGCGCACCAAAAUUCAAUUGAUCUCAGGUCAUAAAACUCCACAAAUACGUCCACACGGCUGUUUCUCUUGACCACCAUCUACCCGCCCUCAGGCUCGCCCGUUGUCGCAUAGAUAGCUAGCUGAAGUCCGUUACCGCAGAAGCACGUACACACUGACCAUGCCCAAACGCAAGUCUGAUGUUAUCGACGACGACGCGUUCGACGCGUCAAACGCGUCGGAUGUCGCUCCGUCUGACGACGAAAAGCCCAAGACGAAGAAGGCCCGCACGUCGGAGGCGUCUGGCGCGGCAGACGCGUCGACUUCAAAAGCACCCGCUAAAGGCAAGGGCAAAGGCGCGAAGGCGAAGGAGCCUGUUCCGUCAAAGGAUUGGUCGGAUAUCAAACUUGAAGGAGAGGACGAAGAUGGAGGCGUACCGGUCUACGACGACUGCAACGAUAUCAGGCGCAAAAUUCGCGCUCUUCAGAAGUCACCUGGCUUCAAGAUCACGCAUUGGCUGGACUCCAUUGGAAAGAUCAACAACAACUCCUAUAACCGCUUCAUGAAGCAGAGCGGGCCGACCGGGGGCGCGGAGAAUGGCACGUACUACGCCGCGUACGUCUACUUCGAGAAGGUUCGCAUCUCCGAGGGCAAGAAAAAAUCGGCCAAGCGUAUCCGAACGGAGCAGGAGGCGCCUGGUGGUCUCGAGUUGCGGGACCGCAAGCGGAUGUGGGUAAUAGGGCCGGCUUGAAUGUGAGGGAGUGUAAC